Uloborus diversus is the source of this 1915-nucleotide messenger RNA. RefSeq lists its product as uncharacterized. The coding region runs from base 148 to 648 and encodes 166 amino acids. The record is from RefSeq and is a predicted model, not a curated record. NCBI's taxonomy places the organism in Eukaryota, Metazoa, Arthropoda, Arachnida, Araneae, Uloboridae. The transcript has 5 exons.
CUUGACGCCCGGAUUCCGCCAGUCGCCGGCAACGGAGCCGCUGGAUUGACAAUGCUCGUUUGGAUCAUCUUCGCCUCUUUAUUACGAGGUUUCUUCCAACAUGACAAUCUUUUCUAAGAAGAUUUCGAAUGGAACUCUGUGACUGUUAUGAUUGUGAAUUCAUUGGCUAAAAAGGAUUGCUUGAAAAGAAGAAACAUGAGGAUAAUAAAAAGUGCAGUCAGCCUUAGACUCAUAUCCCUAGAAGUUCCUGACAAAGUAUCUAGAGGUCAAGGCACCAGAUUAACGUGCGGUUAUGACCUGGAAGGUGACACGCUAUACUCCAUCAAAUGGUACAGAGAUGACGUGGAAUUUUUCCGAUACGUACCCACCGACAAACCUCCAGGACAAUUUUUUCCUUUACAAGGCGUGAAAGUAGACAUGUCAAAAUCUAAAAAUGGCUCAGUUUAUAUUCGUGACAUUAGUCAUCUGACAGCAGGAAUUUACAAAUGUGAAGUAUCCGCAGACGCACCAUCCUUCCAGACCGUAUCUGCUGAAAAGAACAUGGCAGUACUCGAAUCGUCUGGAUACGCUCAGGCGGACAGAAGCACUGUAAACGUAUUGCUAGUAACCAUGUUGCUUAUUCUUCAGUGGAGGUACCACAUCUGGUGACAAAAUGCUUUUGAUACCAGGUGUAUGAACUUUCAAGCAGUUGCUUUGUGCCUUGAGAUUCUGCAUCCUCUUUGUAAGCAGGGCAUCUAUAUAACCAAGCAAGCAGAUGAAAGGACGGUGGAAUGACUAAAUAUCGUGCUGUUUGACACAUCGAAUGAUUAGAGUGAAAGUUAACAAAAGCUCAAGCAGAAAAGCAUCACUCGAACCUAAGUAUUGAAUGACUCUAAGAAAUACUCAAGUCAGUUUACCAAACAUGUUACUGACAACAACUCAUACUAAAAGCUUUUAUUAUGAAGGUUGGUUAAUUGCUCCAAGAUGGUGUCAACAGGUUGUUCUUGGUAUAUUAGGAUUACAUUGUCAAUACGUGAAUGAAUCAUGAGAACUGUAAAUAAGAAUAUUUAAUGACUUUGUGUUCAUUUGAAAACUGUUUAAUGGUAUACGUGACAAAGUUUCAAGCCAAGGAUCAUGUUACCGAAUUUUGCAGCCUUUCAGCGAAUUAAAUAGGUUGAUUUUACCACGUUCCCUUCCAUAUUAAGCGUUGUAGGUAGAAUAUUUUACCAAUGUCAUUAAAAAAAAACCAGCAAUACCAUUUCAUUUUUUUUUUCAAGAGUACCAUUUUCAUGCGUAUCGUACGCUCUUCCUGAGAAAAAACGAGGCCCACCAGGAAACUGUUUAUCAUCUUCUAACUUAUAUCUUAUUUUUCACGACUGAAAAAAAUGCGCGCAUGUAAAAUGUUUGAUAUUAAUUGUUAUCUGCAAAUUUUUAUUCAGUGUUCUGAACUCAUUUCUGAGAAAUGACCUUAAAUUCUUGACGAAAGUCUAGAUUUGGAAUAUGUAUACUAGAUAUGAUUUUUUGUUCAACCAUAAUCAAACGUACACUGCUCAAAGACUUAUGUUGAUUAACAAUUUUGAUUUAAAAGUUUCUUAUCACAGCCAACUCUAAGUUUUAAAGCAAAGUUAGAGAAAUGUUUUUAUCGAUAUUUUUUAAUGGCAUAGAAAAAAAUGGACAUGUAUAUAAAUACAUAACUUAUUUAAAACCUAUGUGCAUAUUUUUGGGGAGACUGCAAAUUAGCUUAAUAGAGUUUUAUUUGGUGUUGAAUAUGAAUGAGCUGAAAGAAUAUUUGUUACUGCUGUAAAUGUUUUGUUCAAAACAAAAUUACGUAUUUAUCAUUUAUGAAUAAAGGUGUAAAAAUGUUACAACAGAGAACUUCAUGUUUUAAAAUCGAUGUAAUAAGACAUUUACUGUAUUGUUUCUGUAAAAAUAAUUU